ACUCAUUCACUAACAGCAGAUGCCAAGAAAAAUUAGGCGAGAGGGAAGUUGGCUGGGUCUAUGGACUCUAUGACUCUGGCUGGUGCUUCGGCAGCAGUAGCUACGAUGCUCAACGAGAUCGAAGACUUUAGCGAUUCAGAUCUUUUAGGGCUUGUGAGGGAAUCGCAGAAUAAGAAAGUAAGGGCACAACGUGCAAUAAACUUGCGCGACAUAGUCUCUAGGGGCCAAGAAUCCGUGAAAUUACCUGCAGUAGAGUGGACAAGCACGGAAGACACUGCCCGUAUCAUUCAAAUUGCUGCCCUCUGUUCAAAAGCCGUCUACGGGAAGGAACCGGGCCAGGUUGUUCCCCAGAUCCUGGGAUAUACCAUCAAAGACAGGCAUUGGAUAGAGCCCACCAGAAACGGCUCGGGAAAGGCCGCUGCUCUGUUUGAGAUCGUACCGACUGAUCCGUCAUCCCGGUGCAAGGCACUAGUCAUUGCUAUUAGAGGGAGUUCAAGUUCUAUCGACUGGCUGGUCAACUUGAAUAGCGACCUAGUUGAAUGUCCUGACUUGGUGACAAUCCCCGAGUCACGUUUGAAACCAACGCCGAAAGUGCAUCGCGGGUUCGCCAAAUGUGCUAGAACUAUCGCUCCAGGUCUGGUGGAUCAGAUAAAAACUGCCCUAGACGAGAACCAAACGCAGGACCAGGAGAUCGAAAUUGUUUUCACCGGCCAUUCUGCUGGGGGAGCCGUUGCAUGCCUCCUGUUCUGCUAUGUUCUUACCCGUCAGAUUCUAAACCUGUCUUCGAGAAAAGUGACGCUCUCUUGCGUAACUUUUGGUUGUCCUCCGUUGUUCAACACCGACAUUGACUCUCGCCUCGCCAAACUCUAUACCAGUAGCAACUUCCUUCUAGGUAACAUGCUCGCCUUCGCCAACGAUGGCGAUCCGAUUUCCCGCAUGGAUGCAGCGUAUGCGACAGAGCUUGCGCGUAUCUGGUAUCGUGUCGGAGGAAGCAAGUGCCCGCCGGCGAGCGAGUUCCCAGACUUCAAGCCACCCAAGCUACGUUUGAAUGGCCUCGGUCAAUUGGUUGUUCUCUUCGAGAAGGAACAGGAGGAGGAUGAGAACAAGGAAGACGAAGACAUUGAAGAAGAAGAGACACUUAUGGCAUGCCGGCUUAGCCAUAGUGACCUCGAACACCAGGCCUGGGCAAACGUUGCGGCGCAUCGCAUGAACCAACACGUGAAGUGGAUGACUUGUAUUGGCGACGGAUCCUUCAACGGCCGCAGGGACUGGACGGAUCACGCCAGGUGAAUCAUGAACACCCGGCCAAAAAGUCAAUGCUAAAAAGAUGCUCAGAAACAAAAAGGAUUGGAGAGAUCAAAUGAUGAGGUCCUUGCAUAUUGUCAGGCGGAGAAAACGCGCUGAGAUGCCAUCUGAUGAGAUUCCGAAGUUUAUUCCACAUGUAAUAUAUCCCAUUGAGUGCUGCAAGGCGACAAUACAUACAAGUGCGGAG
Molecule: messenger RNA, 1492 nt
Organism: Colletotrichum acutatum
Lineage: Eukaryota; Fungi; Ascomycota; Sordariomycetes; Glomerellales; Glomerellaceae
Product: Alpha/Beta hydrolase protein
Exons: 5
Coding region: 61-1290 (409 amino acids)
Biological process (GO): lipid metabolic process
Source: RefSeq, a predicted model, not a curated record